AUGUACACCAAAAGCGGCAACGCGCAAAACGGGGCCAACGGCCCCAACGAUGAAAAUUAUCGAAAUGAUGAGAAUUGUGAAAAUAAUAAAAUGAAUAUGAACAAUUACAAAAAUAUCAUGCACAAUCAGAAAAAAAAAAAACUGGGUCUGAUGGAAAUGGAUUAUUUAGACAAGGCCGUCAUGUUUAGUAAGGCAGAUAAGAAAGGCAACAACUGUGUGGCGGGGAGGGGUCCCCACCAAGACACCUACGACGGCGCAGAGGUGGAGGAAGAGGAGGAAGAAGACGAAGAAGACGAAGACGACGAAGACGACGAUGAGGAUGACGAAGACUACCAAGUUGGCGACGACGAGGAAGAUGACGAAGAAGACGAUGAUGACGACUACGAAGAGGAAGAGUACGACGACGAAGUCAGGCAAAUUAACUUCAACUCGUACAAUAAUUAUUAUUACGAGGCAGCCAACGCAGAGGAGGAGGGAGAAACGAAUCUGCCGAUGGACCACCAGACGAUGAAUAAAAAUGAAAAAGUACAAAAUGGGGAGGCCAAAACUGAUAGGAAGAACGAGCUGAUGUUUGAGCGCUACAACAAGUUGCUGGCAGAUUACCGAUCCAAGAAGGAACAAAUGACAAAGGAGUAUUCCAGCGGAAAGAUUAUCUCCAAGGAGGAGGAAGCCGAAGAGAGAGCCUCCUGCUGCUACAGCUGCAACAGUAGCGACGGUGAAGGAGGGGGAAUCCAGAGGGAGGCACAUGCAGCCGCGAGAGCAGCUGCUAAAUCAGCCACAUCUCGACCGAGUGAAACUCUCAACACUAGAACCUCCAAUCAGCGUCACCCCAACAGUGAAUACUACAUGAGGGGAGAAAACGACAACUUCAUCGCAGAUGUACUAAACCGAAUAGACCAAAUAUACAACAAACAGUCCAGGUACACAGAUUUAAAAAAUGUCAACAACAGCAACAACAACAUCUGCAUAAAUGACCUGAACUUAAACAUAAUAAGUGAUUACUUAAAUGUGGACAUCUCUGUUUUCCACAAGAAGACUACCUUCCUUCUGUUGGGUAACCCUCAGAGUGGAAAGAGCUCCUUCAUUAAUUGGUUCACCGAAAGUUACGUCCAGAAUACGAAUUCGAUUGGAAAGAAAAACGAAAUUACAUACGUAGAUAUAAAAAAUAAGUUUAAGUUCAAUUUUAAGAGGUUAAAUAAUGCCAACUACCAGUUUGGCCUUCUGAACAGACACAGAAAUAGGGGUGGAUCUUAUGGCUCUUCUUUCCACUACAGUAGGGAAAGACCUCACCCACAGAUGAACCCUAAUCAUAUGGAGGACCCAAACGAGCAAGAUCUCUCCUCUCCUGCCAGUCCCAUACCUAGCAUGGAUAAACACAACCAAAGUGAGAAAGUAAUCCUCUCAGGAGAAAACUGCGAUUAUCUGUUUAUGCCAUUUCAGAAGCUACGAAAGAAGGCACACAAUGUUAAGAAAUACAUUUUUGGAAAAAUCUGCUACCAGAAUAAUCUGACCAAGUACAUGAACAGAAUAAAUUCGGUAUCUUUUUUAGAUACAAGUGGGAUCAAUGACAUAGGUGAUGUGGAGUAUGAUGAAAUUAUCAUGAAUCUGUCCAAAUACGUAGAUGCAAUUUUCCUCUUUCUCGAUUCUAAUCAGUUUUCUAUAAACAACAGACUCCUUCGAAUUAUUAACUAUCUGAUGGAUAAUCAGCUCAACAAAGUUACCAUCUGUCUCACCAGAAUUGACAUGAUUCAGAAGAUUAACCUCUACAGAGUGGUGUUCUACCUCACUCAAUAUUUUUUAAGAAGCUUAAAUCUGUUUAGGUACAGCUUCGCCAACCCAAAUGGGGCCGCUUCCCUUGUCGACGGGAUGGAAAUGGAGCCCUACAUGGGUCACCACACCGGAAGGAAGCAGCACGGCCAACUGGAUUGGCGAGGCGGGCUCAAUUGGAGAAGCGGACUGAAUUGGAGAGGCAGCCUGAAUUGGCGAAACCCACUCAGCAAAAACGCUCACAUGAUAAACGAAUUCUUCAAUCGAUCCAUUCGGUCCUUCCAGAACGUCCUUCUAUUCCCCAAAAUGCUCACCAAAAUGAUUAGCCGAAGAGCCACUCAACGGGUGAGUUUCGGCGGCGCUUUUGCCUCCAGGAGCUCCCUUCGCAGUGCGAGGGGGGAAGUCGACCGGAGCGACAUAGACGAUGUGGGGCAAUGCUGCGGAGAGGAAGACGGGGGGUAUAACCAAGGAGGACCAAGCUAUAAUGAAGGAUUACAUAGCUAUGGUGAAGCAGACCACUACUACGGUGAAGAGGAACCCUACCAAGACGAUCGGCAACUCUGCUAUGGAGACGACCAGAGCAACUUCCCGACGCGGCACAGGAAAGGCGAGCGCGUGCAGGAGAAAGUUACCGGUGAAGAAGAGACAGGCGGAAUUUUCAAAAAAAUUUUGACCAAAAGUUACAACUCGUUUAAGGACAAAAUAUUGAGCUCGGGGAAUGCCGCCAAGGGGGACAUCUGUCGAUUAAACUCGAUGCGAAACGGGGGGCAAGCUUCGAGGGGGCAAGCUCAGAUGAGGCACACCUCUAUGGGGCACCCUUCCGUGGAACACCCUUCCAUGGGCCCCUCCCCCAUCAAACGCGUCGAUCCGUCAAAAUCAAACGAGGGGAAGCUUAAGACACACCUGGACAAACUGUUCGAAAAAAAAAUAAACUACGGAGACUGCCUCAAAAACAUUAGCAUAUUCUUUCUUGUCCUCAUCUACGAAGUAGUAACAACGAUAUAUAGUCUAAUCCAUACGAGCAUAAACAAUUACAUCAGCAGGAGCAGUGGUGCUCGCGGACGAGCUGUGAACGUCGACAAGCUCUACCAACUGGAUGAAGCAAACAAAUUAAAAUACACUGAUAUCAACGAUGGAGAAAACAACACGUAUAAGGUACUCGAAUUUUUAACCAUCUAUCUUCCAGAAAUUCCAAGCGACUUACUUAAAAAGGAAAAGUGGAAAUAUGAGAAGGGGAAGGUCGCAGGUGCUAAUCGGAAAUAUAAUAAUGAAAGAAGAAACCGAUUUAGCUGUAACAUUCAGUAUCAACAUGAUGAGUAUGGGAGGGAACUGAAGAAUGAUUUGUGUCAGGAUGAGCAGGAUAAUCACAUGGACAAUAGGCCUACGAAUUCGAGAUAUGGUCAGAGGAGAAGCAUACCAGAGGAGUUUCUCAUUCUGGGGAAUGGAAACGGUGCGGUCAGCAGAUACGGGGAGUAUGGGAAAGGGAAUUAUCCCCGUGGGAAUUACUUCCCCGGUGUGGAUGAUGACGUGUAUGGCGAGUCCUUCCUGAAGGACAUCGACUACCAUGGAAACGGGAGAAGCUCGGCCUACCUCCCCCCGGGUGUGGACAGCGGCAUGAACGGCGGAAUGCACAGCAGAAUGCACAAGGGGAUGCGCACCGCUAUGCACCCCCCUAUCCGCAACGAAGACGUGCGGGAACUUAACAUGAUACACGAGCUGAUAUUCAAAAUCGACGAAACGAUCGACCUGAAGAGCAACCAAAGCAUCUAUAUGCUCAAGAGAGACCUUGAGAAAAUACGAAGCACCUGUUUGAAAAAGAUCUCCGACAAUGAACACGUAGUGAAGCAAAACAGGUCUCUUCGAAUUCAAAAUUUGAAGUUCUAUUUCUUCAAAUAUAUGGCCAUCUUCUUCGGCUUUAUCAUUUCGUUACUUAGAUACGACAUGUUGGUCUACUUCAAUUUUAUCAAGCCAGAAUUACUCUUCAGCAUUUUUUCAAAAUAUUUCCUCUUCCUCUCAUCAUACAAUAAAAAUUCACUGUUCAUUGCUGUGAACAUUUUGUUAGUGGUUGCUUAUUUGGGGCUAUACGUGAGAUACAAUCGGCGUAAUUACUUCAAAUCUCUCGGGAAGAGUGACCUGAAUAAGCUCAAGAUAAUUUUGCUCUUCACGCAGAUCAUCUUCGACGAGAUUAACCAGUUGCACUUGAGGCUCGUAGGCGGGAGGGAACGGGACGACCCGGGCCAGCCCAGCGCGCCAAGCGGCCCCAGCGAGUCAAAUGGGCCUAGCGACAGGGAAGACGGCGACUAUGGCGAGGGCGGCUGGUACGGCGGUUACGAUGACUACGGCGAUUACCGCCAUUCUCGCCAUCCGCGCAGGUGA
Plasmodium inui San Antonio 1 is the source of this 4143-nucleotide messenger RNA. RefSeq lists its product as hypothetical. The transcript has a single exon. Lineage: Eukaryota; Apicomplexa; Aconoidasida; Haemosporida; Plasmodiidae. The coding region runs from base 1 to 4143 and encodes 1380 amino acids. The record is from RefSeq and is a predicted model, not a curated record.